AUGUCUAUCAAACAAGAGGAAGUAAUUCGUCCCAAUGCCAAAUUUCCUCCUAGUAUUUGGGGAGAUCAGUUUCUCAUAUAUGAUGAGGACCCUGCAGAGAAAGCUGAGAUAGAGCAAAAAGUCAAAGAUUUGAAGGAAGUUGUGAGAAAAGAUAUACUAUCAUCUUUAGAUGUUCAAACAGAACAUGCCAAUUUGUUAAAACUCAUUGAUGCAAUCCAGCGUCUCGGCAUAGCGUAUUAUUUUGAAGAAGAGAUUGAGCAAGCCUUACAACAUAUUUAUAACAUAUAUGGUGGUGACUGGAACAAGGGAAACCCUGCGCUUUGGUUUCGAAUCAUGCGACAACAUGGCUUCUAUGUUUCAUGUGAUGUUUUCAAUGAGUAUAAAGACGGAAACGGCUCCUUAACGGAAUCAUUCAGCAGUGAUGUUGAAGAUUUGCUUGAGUUGUAUGAAGCGACAUAUUUUAGAGUGAAAGGUGAAGUUGUACUAGAAGACGCUCUUGUUUCUACAAGAACUCGUCUUAACAAAAUAGCAAAGGAUCUUACAGAGAGCAACCCUACAAUGUCUACCCAUAUACAAGAGGCUUUAAGGCAACCUAUACGAAAAAGGUUGCCAAGACUAGAGGCAUUGCGUUACAUUCCUUUCUACCAACAACAAGAUUCCCAUAACAAGAAUUUACUUAAACUAGCCAAGUUAGGGUUCAACUUGCUUCAGUCAUUGCAUAGGAAGGAGCUCAACCAAUUGGCGAGGUGGUGGAAACUUCUUGAUGUCUCGAGCAAUCUACCUUAUGCAAGAGAUAGAAUGGUUGAAUGUUUCUUCUGGGCACUUGGUGUUUACUUUGAGCCAAAAUAUUCCCGUUCUAGGAUUUUCUUAGCAAAAGUAUUUUCACUAACAACGCUUCUUGAUGACACUUAUGAUGCUUAUGGUACUUAUAAAGAACUUGUGAUCUUCACAGAAGCAAUUGAAAGGUGGUCGAUAACAUGCAUAGACGUCCUUCCAGAAUACAUGAAAUUGAUAUACCAAGCGCUCAUGGAUGCUUACGAAGAAAUGGAAGAAAUCAUGAAAACGGAGGGAAAAGCACAUCAUCUUAGCUAUGCCAAAGAAGCUAUGAAAGCCCUUGUUAGAAGCUAUAUGAAGGAAUCAAAAUGGGCAAAUGAGGGGUACGUACCAACAACCGAGGAGCAUAUGUCAGUGGCAUAUGUGAGUGGCGGGUAUGGAAUGCUCAUACCAACAUGUUUUGUUGGCAUGGGUGACAUAGUCACCGAUGAGUCCUUCAAAUGGGCUCUCGCAACACCUCCUCUUAUCAAAGCUUCAUGUGUACUUUCUAGAUACAUGAAUGAUAUCGUCUCUCAAAAGGAAGAGAAAGAAAGAACACAUGUGGUAUCUAGUGUUCAAACAUACAUGAAGCAAUAUGAUGUCAGCGAGGAGUAUGUUGGCAACGUAAUUAACAGCAAAAUUGAAGACUUGUGGAAAGAUUUAACCCAAGAGUCACUCAUGUGUAAAAAUGUUCCAACGCCUCUAAUAGACCGUGUCAUCACCUUGACUCAGGUGUUGAAUGUCAUGUAUAACGGCAAAGAUAAUUUCACGCAGCUUGGAGAAGAGCUUAUAGGCCAUAUCAAAUCCCUUCUUAUACACGCCAUAUAGUGUAUGAUAUACACGUACACCUAAGCUCUAUUUAUAUCUAAAUAAUGAGUAACAUCUCAAGUUAUUUGGCGUUCAAUAUAAGACG
Molecule: messenger RNA, 1726 nt
Organism: Helianthus annuus (common sunflower)
Lineage: Eukaryota; Viridiplantae; Streptophyta; Magnoliopsida; Asterales; Asteraceae
Product: beta-caryophyllene synthase
Exons: 7
Coding region: 1-1641 (546 amino acids)
Biological process (GO): diterpenoid biosynthetic process
Molecular function (GO): magnesium ion binding; terpene synthase activity
Source: RefSeq, a predicted model, not a curated record